AAAUAAAGCGAGGAAGUUCUGCGACUCUUUACAUUACAUUAACAAUUCCAUAUGCCGAUCAAAUCUUUAUUACUGAUAAUCCUUUUCAAUUACCCAAACUUUAUAUUUCUUUAAAUCUUCUUAAUAAAAAGGAUAGAUCAUUUGAUUGUGGUGAUGAGACAGAUUUAAAUAUCAAUUACUGUGGAAUAAAAAUACCCGCUUACACAUUCAGUGAGAGACAUAAAUAUGAAACAGAUGAAUGGAAGAAACCACACAAAAUUACAAUUAACAACAUGGAAGACGGUGAUUAUAAAAUUAACAAGCAUCUGACAUUAAGGUUAAAGACGGCAGCAAUUCAAGGAGACGAGAACUCGCCGAGCAAAAUAUUUGAAGAUGUUUUUUUACCAGAUGUACAGGUGCAUAUAGUAGAAGAUAAUUCUUUAUGGAAGGGACGGGUGUGUAAAUCAACUUCGGACCCAAAUAUGAAAACUUUUGAUGGCAAGUAUUAUGACUGCUUCGAAAGAGGAACUUUCAUCUUAUACAGAAAUGAAGACUACAACCAGGAGGUUCAAGAAAAACACUUUUCCUGUUAUACCGGUGUAACAUGUAACUGUGCUGUAGCCGUGCGAUCCGGUCGAGACAUUUUCACAAUCGAUAUUUGUACAAACAAUAGAGAAUUGAUUAACUUUCCACUGUGUGAAGACAAAGUAUUGAGGGUAACAAAGCUAACAGACCGUCGUUACAUGGUCCUACUACCGACUGGAACUAUUGUAAUGAUUAAAAUUACUUCCUGGCGGGAAGUUUGGUAUCUGAAUGUAGACAUCACAGCCUCGCCAUCUGAUGUAAACAGGACUAGCGGUUUGUGUGGUAGUUUGGAUGGAAACAUGGACAAUGAUAACAUGGGAAGACACAAGAACAAAACUGACUUUCCAACAUCAUGGCAGGUAGAUAACACCACCGAAAAUCUGUUCAAUCAAAACAACAAUCAAUACAAUGAGCUGCAAGCUAUUUCAAAAACUACAGCUCUGACUCGAGUUUGUACCUGUACAAAUGCAACGACGGGUAUAUGGAGAACGAUUUGCAAUUAUGGAACUUUCAAAGAAUGUAAAUUUGCCACUGGAAAAAAAUUCUUCUGCAUCUUGGACCAUGAGGGAUCAAGGCGACGUAAACGGGACCUCGCCCACUUGUUUUCACAAACUGGUUUUGAUGAAAGUUCAAAUUCUGGAACACUGGAUGUAAAGAGGUACAAAAGACAAACAGUGAUGUCAGAAGGAGAAGCAAGAAAUACUUGUCUGGCGGAAUUUGAGAAGUCUGUAGCGUUUCAGACCUGCCAAAAGCAUAUCUCAGACUUACGUAGAUCGUCGUUAACGAAUUGUAUUUCAGAUCUCAAAUUUACAGGAGAUAUAAGCUUUGCAGCAGUUCACAUUGAGGAUGCCAUUGAACAAUGUUCAACGUAUAUUGUACUUAACUCUACAUUUCAACAAGUCGAGAAAGAAGUUACACAUCAAAUACAAUCCCUAUGUCCUUCAAACUGUAGUGGUAACGGUGUCUGCAUUAAAGGAAAUUGCACAUGUAUCUCUAGAUAUGCUGGAAGUGAUUGUUCUUUUGAUUUAUUCGGGCCUCCAGCAAUAUCUCUGAUCUCCAAUUUUGGUUUCUGUGACAAAUCAGAAGAAGCCUGCGAUGAAAUAACACUGUAUGGAAGAUAUUUCUUGGAGAAUAUGAAUACACGUUGCUUUACAACUAGACAAAGGAUCACAGAAAAUGGUUCAUACGUUGAGCUUGAUUACUUUGAGAAAAAGUUAGAGGAAAGGACCCUUUUUGAAGGAUAUUGUCCAUUAGAAUAUGCUUCAACACCAACGUGGGUAACAUAUUUUAUCUUUAACGUCUCAAAUGAUGGCAGAAGCUUUACUGAAAACUACAAUGUGUAUACAUAUCAAUCUCUAUGUCAAGAAUACCAUAACAAAAGUGGAAAAAUUUCAUUCACUUUUAAGGAAGGCUAUUGCUUUGUUGAUGGUCGAUGCAUCGCCGAUGGAAAAAGGAAUCCCAAGAAUAAGUGUGAUAUAUGCAACGUUGCCAAGGAUAAAUACAGCUGGACUUUCAAUGAGGGACAUUGUUACAUCAAUGGAAGUUGCAUUAAAGAUGGAGAAUUGAACAUGAAAAAUCCUUGUGAAAUCUGUAUUAUAGAAAAAAGUGUUACUUCCUGGUCAAUCAAUUCAGAAUUUUGUUUCAUAAAUGGCGUCUGUUACUUCGAUGGCGAACGGAGAAAAAAUAGUGGCUGUGAGAUUUGCAACAUCAAUAAAACCAGAAAUAAAUGGACAGUUAUUGAAGGUGGGUUUUGCUUCAUAAACGGAAGUUGUGUACGCGACGGAGAACAUGCUCCUCAGCAAGAAUGCAAAGUUUGUAAUCCUGCAUCAAAUAUGUAUGAAUGGCACUUCGAUUCAGCUGCAGGCACUUAUUGCAUAAUAAAUGGAAUAUGUGUUAGCAAAGGGGAACGUGAUACGCAUAAAGGCUGUCGUAUAUGUAAUCCGACAUUAAACUACGAGGAUUGGUCCAUUGAGCCAGGUUGUAGUACAAGCACAGAAUUAACUACCACAGAAUCGUCGAGAGAAACGACGGAAUCGCCCUCAUUUUUAACCGUUGCCGAGACAUCCGUAUCUACAAAAGCCACAACAGAAGCCCCGAAAUCAGUGGAAUCAUCAAAAACAUCAGUAUCAACUGCAUUAUGGAAUGAAUCAACUGCUUUGGAAACAACUACAGCAAAUACAACCUUGCAUGCAACACGAACAGACAUAAUAAAAGAGACAACGACAAAAAGAAUAGAAUCAACAGCAACAGAAAAAGUAACUAAGUCAGAGACAACAGCAGGAGCAACAACAAUAUCGAAAGCAAAGGAGAAAGAACAAGCUUACACAGAAGUAACAACAAUGGAAACAAUCCAAGAUACUUUGAUUGUAGAAAAUACCACACUAACUAAAAUUCAAGUCGAUAAAACAACAACAUCGGUGACAAAUGACCCAACUGUAAAAGCAAAAUUAAAUUAUUCGGUAACAACCAAAACAAAGACAAUGAAAACAACACCAAGCCAAACCGUAGAACAGACAGUAUCAAAGUUAAUAACAAACCAAGUCUCAGAUGAAUUAACAACAAGAGCAACACCCGAAACAAAAACAGAAAAACCUACUGUGUUCACAAGCAUAGGAAAAACCACUAUACCAAAGACAACUACAGCUUCUUCUUCUUCAACAGAAUCCACACAUUUACUCAAAUUUUCCGAAUUUCUAACUUCUAUUUCUACGUGUUGUGCCAUGACAACAGAUGAUCCAAAAUCACCGACACCGAAUGCAGUACGUCAAUAUACCCUUUUAGUCGUGUCUGUUGCGGCGCCUCUUGCUUUUGUGCUUCUUAUCAUGGCAAUUGUUGGUUUCAUCAAAUGCUAUCGGAGAUCCCAUGCUACUGUUAUUCUGCAAUCCAGUGAUAACGCAGACUGCAAGCUGGAUAUGAAAGGACACACUUGGAUGAGGCAAAUGAAUAAAUUGUCUGCUGAUGAGGUUUUCUGUGAUUCAGAGUUUGGGGUGAGCAGCUCUGGUGACAAAUAUUCCAAAUUCAGUGAAAACAACGAACCGUUUUCCUAAUAAAUUACCUUGAAAAUAAUUUAUAAAACAUGAACUGGAAAACACACAGAAGAAAAAAAAACAAUGGCAUAUAUAUAUAAUGUUGUAUCUACUUGGUAGAUCCGACAUUUAGGAUAUGCAGUGUUGUUGGUUUUUUUAGUGAUAUAGAAUAGAAUAUUUAUUCAACCAAUUUGGGCCCACAGUGGAGCAUACAGAGCAGUUCCAAAAUCAUCACAGUUAUACAUAUACAGAAACAGAACAAAACAAAUAUUGUAUAAUGAACAGAGAGUUAGCUAUCUUCUUUUAGGAUGUAUAAAAUGUACAUUAUAAGUGGCCUAUGUAUAAUAUCUGCAAUAUGCCUAUAUUAAACUAUGUUGUUUUCUCUUAUUAAAAUUUGCAUUUAAAAGUUGGCAUAAUAAAACAACAAACUCAGAA
Molecule: messenger RNA, 4025 nt
Organism: Saccostrea cuccullata (small rock oyster)
Lineage: Eukaryota; Metazoa; Mollusca; Bivalvia; Ostreida; Ostreidae
Exons: 18
Coding region: 273-3611 (1112 amino acids)
Source: RefSeq, a predicted model, not a curated record